AUGGAUUUAAUUUUAGAUAAAACCUCAACCCAAGGAGCACUAUGGUUGGGAAAUCUAAAAGCAGCUCAAAAUAUUAAAUAAUUAAAAGAAAAUAACAUCCAGACAGUCAUAACUGUGGCAAAUAAUAUUUUAGUAAAUUUUAAAAACUCUCUAAACAUCUCUCACAAAAUUUAUAGAGUUGAAGAUACAGAAAAAGCACAAAUAAUAGAUUAUUUCGAUGAAAUUAUCAAGGAAAUAUCGACUGGGUUAAACUCUGGUUCCGUUUUGGUACAUUGUGCUGCAGGCAUUUCAAGGUCCAGUGCAUGUGUGAUUGCAUAUCUCAUGAAAACUAAUAAAUGGCCAUACGAAAAAACCUUUUAUUUUGUGAAGGAGAAGAGAUUAGCAAUCAAUCCAAAUCCUGGUUUCAAGAAAUAACUUAUAUAGUAUAGUAAGAAUCUGUAAUCAAACACUUAACAAUUAAAUCUCGACCUCAAAGAAUCUAAAGAUUUAAAUGAUAUGAAUCCCUUUACUUCAGGCUAUUCGAAUUCUUGGGGAAAACUGAAGAAGAAAAAUUUUUCAAACCCUCAUGAAUUGGUGAAUUAACUCUCUUAAAACUUAGUUAAAUCUCCACUUAAAAAAAUCGAUUAAUUAAAUCAUACAUCAACAUCCGAAGAAAGAUAGAUCUAUCGAUAAUUAUUAGCGAAAAAACUAUUUGUUAAUACAUUUUCAACUAAAAACUCUGUUUCAAUUACAAAUUAUCAAAGUGAACAGUCUGUUGAGCAAAAGAAAACAACUACUGAAAAACAACCUAUAAGAAUCAAAGCUCUUUUAAGCAUGUACAAGAGAAUUGAAUAUAAUAUCUUAGAAUCGGAAAGAACGAAAACUUGA
Paramecium tetraurelia is the source of this 867-nucleotide messenger RNA. RefSeq lists its product as uncharacterized. Gene Ontology annotation, molecular function: protein tyrosine/threonine phosphatase activity; MAP kinase tyrosine/serine/threonine phosphatase activity. The record is from RefSeq and is a predicted model, not a curated record. NCBI's taxonomy places the organism in Eukaryota, Ciliophora, Oligohymenophorea, Peniculida, Parameciidae. The transcript has 2 exons. Gene Ontology annotation, biological process: protein dephosphorylation; negative regulation of MAPK cascade. Gene Ontology annotation, cellular component: cytoplasm.